Molecule: messenger RNA, 1098 nt
Organism: Symbiodinium sp. CCMP2592
Lineage: Eukaryota; Dinophyceae; Suessiales; Symbiodiniaceae
Source: the annotation of a GenBank genome assembly
AUGGUGCAUGUAGGCGCCGCCCGGUGUGCAAAACGAACGAGCCGCUUGUGGAGUUCGCUACUCGUGGCCAGUGUUCUGGCCAUUUACUUUGGAUCUGGAAGACUUCGCGCCUUCGUUGGAGGGCCCAACCUUAGUCGUGUUCAACGGCACGCUCGCGUUUCUAUGCCCGCGCUAGCAUCACCUGAAGCAUCAGCGGAGGCUUCCGAGUUCGAUCGGGCCCUGCUCCUGGAGCUGAGAGCUCUGAAGGAGCUGGACCCAGAUGCCAUGUCCUUGCGGCAGCGCAUCAUGGAGCUCCGGAACGAGGAGCGCCAGAGUAAGCUAGCCGAAGACCUUCUGAAGAAGGUUCGGAGCGAGAUAGAAGAGAUGGAGGUGCCAAUUCUUAGCCCACUGCGACGGGAGAGUCAAGCGCAUGGAGGUGAUCAGGAUCUCACUGGGGCACAGCUCAAGCGGCUUGCCAUGCAGCUCUACACCAAGGAUGCGAUGCCUCUGGUUCAAGAGCACGUGCUUGGCAUCAUCGGGCCGUGGGACCAUCUUGUUCGGGACUACGCGCUUCAGCUCUCCGUCUUCCAGGUCAGCCAGGUCUACUCCAUGUCAGCGAUUUUCGGCUAUGCCUUGCGACAAGCUGAGCUGCGCUAUGGCUUGGAGAAAGCCACCGGAGAUGCGAAGGCGGCAACCUUGAGCGACUACGUGUCCAGCCUGGAUUCGCAGGAGGCACUUCUACUGUCUGCCGGCAUGUCGCUGGAAGCCCAGCAGGCCGUGAAGCAGCAGGUGACCGGACUCUGCGGUGACUCACAGGAGGAGCUCUGGCGAGGGCUUAUUGAUGCAGUGGGCCCUGCACUCGAUUCAGACGAGGAGCUCGGGAGACUGAGGCAGGCCAUUGCCAACGGCGAGGUCGAGUCUGUGCCAAUCAGCAUUGCGUUGCUGCGUCGCAUAGCCCUGGAGGGUGUGGCCUUUGGCUUCCUGCUGUCGAGGGCAGAGGCCGAUUCUUCACAGGAUUUGACGUUCACGAAGAGCGAGACCCCACGACUGCUGGGAGCUUUCAAAAGCACAUGGGGAUUUUUAGGACGAGCGGGUGGCAAGCGCUUCUCGGACCUCUGA